AUGUUCUACUCGCACCAGCUCCUCGCGAGGAAGGCGCCUCUCGGGCAGAUAUGGUGACUUCUCUGCCCUUGCUGCGUUCUUCGAUCGAUCUACUGAAAGUAUCCUAGGGGAGAUGAAGAUGACGGCGGGGUUUCAGGAUGGCGGCGACGAUGCACGCGAGGAUAAAUCGUAGGAAGCUAAGCAAGCUCAAUAUCAUCAAGAUUUGGUGAGCUCCACCCUCACACUGCUGCUCUGCUUCGUCUCCUCUGUCCGUGUUCAUAUCUCUGCUUGUCUCUGUUGAUGUUGUUUAUGCUCCUCGUCUUGCUUCUGGCCUUUCGCAGUGAGGAGAUACUGAACCCUUCCGUUCCGAUGGCCCUCAGACUCUCCGGAAUACUCAUGGGUGAGAUGGCCUCUCUCUCUCUCUCUCUCUCUCGUUUGCAUCAUUCCACUUGAACUGUCUCUUCUCUCUUCUACUAUCUCAGGAGGCGUAGUGAUUGUUUACGAGAGGAAGGUUAAGCUUCUCUACGGUUCGCUUCCGCUAAGCUUCACACUCAAGUUUUACAACCUGAUCCGAGAAUUGCAGUUACUAACGCGAUUUUCUUCGUGCUGUUGUCCGCAGAUGACGUCUCGCGUCUUCUGGUGAAUCUCCUAGGCAGCCAGCCCCGCUCAGUUCUUAGAUGUUUCAAUUCCGUUGCAAUUUUUUGUUCCGCUGCUUUCUCGUAGCUCCGUUGUUUUCGCUAGCAUUCAUCUCUUUCUCCACUCAGAACUGUUCUUAGAGCUGCUAAUUCCUCAGGUGGAGAUCAACGAAGCAUGGAAGGUGAAGUCCGUCUCAGAUCCCACCGUCCUCCCCAGGGGGAAAACCCAAGCUAGGUACCUUCCAAACCACAUUCCCCCAUCAGAUUUCCAUGUUUCGAUCCAUCCACACAAUUGAGGAACGCCGGAAACGGUACCUCCAUGCCUUGCAACGAUCUACCGGAAACAUCCGGAAAUGCGGGGGACUCCGUAGUCGGCUCGAUCGACGUGAUCCUCUCGCAAUGUAUCGGUGAUUCUGCUCUAGGGUGGAGUGGAAUUAGCAGUCUGCCGAUCGACGCCGCAGACGGUGCUCUGCGUUUCUCCUCCCUCGACCUUGGUCCUCCUUGAGCGCGGCAUCAUCGCCCAUGGAGAUUUGAUGGCGACGCUCUCGCUCGCAGGUACGAGGCCGUUACGCUGCCAGACAACGACGACUUGGAAAUCGAGCGCUCCAUGUCCUUCGCGACGGAGGGAUUCCCCCAGAAGGGUUUUCGCAUGGUAUUUAUAUUUGCUACUUGUCCGAUCCAUUCAAAGGGGAAAACUCCACCGAAAACUCAGUACUUUCUAUAUAUCCUCUCUCAGUUCAUGAAAUGAACGGCUGUGAUUUCUUUACUAAAUUGGUAGGAUCGUAGAUAUCCGCUUCCACGUGUCAUAAUCAGGAGCAUCCACGUGGUAUAUUGGAUGGAACUCACGAGGUUGGAUGCCUAACAAUAUUUAUAUCCACUUCGAAUGCAGCAACUGGACGACUUGGAAGAACAUUACAUCAACGUCGACCCUGGCGAUGGCGGUUCUUCCGAGCAGCUCCACCAAGGUCACUCGACGCGUCAAAUUUGGAAGAAUUGUUCGAUCAAAGAACGCUUCGUUAUCGACUAACCUAGAUCAUUUUUUUUUUCUCUGAAUCUUGCAGCUGAUGCAGCGAACAUCACCUUGCUUGACGAUCUCGAUUCAUUGUACGAGCAGGGGGAUGUUCACAGGAGAUUCGAGAGGUGAUCUAGGAAUCUUUGUGUAAUUUCUGAGGCUAGAGACAGUUUAUUCAUGAUCCAGAUCACUGCUCUGCUCUCCGCACCUCGACAGGUUCGAUAUCGAAGGAGAUGACGAUACACAGAUCAGCAUUACUCCGAUGGACGAGAGAACAGCGGAUCCGACCACCCUCCGAAGUUACUCCCCGCCGUCUGCGCAUCCCUCAGGAGGAGCUGAUGGAACAGGGGAUCACUGCGUGGAAGAGCCGGGAAAUCUCCCUGCGGAGGGACGGCAGACCGGACAGCGCGAAAUCGAGUCUCCGGGGGUAGCGCAAACCUCUUAGUUUUACCUCUUUGGAAGUUGAUUGAUAGAGCACAGAAAGUGAGGAAGCUUCUCCAGGUUUAACUCGUAGCUUUGUAACAGUCCCGUGAAGAUCCAAACAAGCGUCGGCCAGCCAAGCGGAAGGAGAGGUCUCAAUUUCCUCGACUCGCCAUGGAUAAUGGCCUUCUCAUCAUUCAAGCGGAUACCUACCAGACCUGGCUCCAUGAUACGUCCGACAUCCUCUCGAAGAGGCCGAGGCAGACGAAGGUUUCUCGCACUAAACCCAUACCUCCUGGGUGUUAAUCGUCCUACUAUUUUGUCAUCUUGCUCUUUUUCCACUCAUCCGUGUGAUUAACAUAAUCUUGCAGCAGAAUAAUCCCAUUGCUUCGAUGAAGAUAAGCAACCUCAUGGAUCUCCCUCCCGUGGCUCUCAUGUCAGGUUUAGAUAAAACUACUCGUCAAAUACAUUACCCUGAGCCGCUUCUGAGUCUGUGGAAGAGAUGCUCAGAGGAUGAGAAGAAUUCCCCUCGUAGCAGAUCUCCAGGUAUACGAAUUUUCCCAACUGUGAUACCUUCUUUGACUCAAAUACGAAGAGCUAAGAGGAAAGAGUAUACAACCCUUUUUUUCGUGGUUCAGAGGGAGGACCACCACACAGGCCAGGAGAUACACCGUCACACUCGAGAACGGGAGGAUUAGUUUCUCAGGAUGUUGUUAGAUCUGUUUACCCCUUAUUAUUGUAAGAAAUCUCUUGCUAUCGGGAAAAUGGGAUUUUCUUACAUCUGAUUCUUCUAUGCGAAGGGUUUCGAGGAUCUUGGCAACGAAACGGGGUCUCGGACAUUCGAUGCCUCCAUUGAGAAACUGAGAGCCAACCUGGGGAAUAUGGACUUCCAAGGAGUUGGGGAGACGCUUGCAACGGAUGUGUUUGCCACUCCAGGCAGCCCUGGUAAAAAUAAACCUACAUUUUCUACGCGCAGUUCCCAGAGUUGGUGAUAUUGAUGUAAAACAACGAGGGACGUUGACUUUGACUCUGCAGGACCGAGUGCUAGAUCUGCCCCAGGCUCUGGUUCAAGGCACAGUUUUCUUCCCCUGGAACCAGAAAUCCGACUUGCUUCUGGAAGGUCAGUAAAGAUUUAGGAUUUCUUUUGGCAAAGAUUAUUUUAUAAAGCUAUAAUAACAUCAGAGUAAAACCAAAUAUUUCAUUGUACAUACUAAUUCGGGGUGUAAAUAGCAGCAUAGACCCUCGAGUCUAAUAUGUUAUAAUUUUGGAUCUCAAGAUAUUCUAUCGUGAAAAAUAUGAUCUUGCCUGUUCAGUGCAGAACUUAAAUAUGAGUUGACUUUGGAACAGAGAAUUUGUUUUCUCAUCGCGUGGGAUCUCAAAAUCUUCGACAGAGCAGAUCUUACUUCUCUCUCUCACUCUCUCUGUAAGGCGAAGCCGUUACAAUAGAUUCACACGGGGGUCCGUCUUCGAAGCAAAAUCUUGGGCUUUUCUGUCGGCUUUUACAGUGGAUGUGGGUCUUUUAAACGUCGUGGUGGCUUUCAGCUGGGCUUGGCAUGGUAGAGAUCAAGCCUGGCUCCUUGACCCAUCGACUGAUUAAUUUUUUCAUAAAUAGAAAUAUGAACACACCGAACAUUUAAAUUUUUCUCUUAUAUAUUUACUUUUUCGAGAAAGUUCCAUUGUAUGGAUCUAGAAGCAUUUUGAACAACGGUGGGAUUUCAGUCGAUUUUACUUUAUUUGGUGGCCUUGUUUGGAAAAAUUAGUUGAAAAGCUAGCUUGGGUUGUUUAAUAAAGCUUAAAUUAUACUUGCAGCAGAUCAAAGAAGAGGCAUCACUCAUCUUCCAAUAACAGCUUGAGAAGUCUUGAUCCAGUUGAAGAAGAUGCGCCCUUCGGGGCAGACAUGGGGGACAUCAAGCUCCGGAAGGUCUCUGAGAAAGGUCUAACCCCUGAUUUCGGUACGUAGCAGUCUAGCCGUUGACUUGAAUUCCUCUGUUAAAUCCAUAAAUAAUAACAGCCACAUAAUGUAAUAUUUUCGAGAAAUAUUUUGCUUCUUACGGAGCUAGCAAUUUGACAAAAAGCAUAUGAUUUCCGAGGUCAACGCGUUAAGAUGCCUUCCAUGAAUCAUAUAACGCGACCAGCCCCAACCUGUAGCAAUUAAUGAUAACAUAGUGCCAUCUAGAGCUGUUGAAGGGUAAGCUCGAGACUCCCCUGGCCCGACUCAAUUUCUUCAAGCACACAAAGAAGACUAAGCCUGACCUAGCCUCUCUCUCUCUCUCUCUCUUGGAGAGGUGGAUUUCAAAAGGGGGUCCGGCCCAGAGGCCAUUAUCUGGGCUUGGGUCUAUCUCAGUCAUUGAUAUACCGUUGAGCAUCCUGACUUGUCCUUUACUUUAGAUUUCAACAGCCCGGAGCUCCUGGAGGAAACUGCACCCGCACAGACCCCACAGCCAGCGAUCUCCGAGCCCACCGUGGACAAAGUCACCGAAUCUAUCCGAACGUGAGUUACGAAUCAUUAUCUCCACGCUUUUACCAUCUCGCGGCAUUCCUCUUGGUGAGCAUCAAAUCCCACAUUUCUCUCUCUCUCUCUCCCUCUCUUUCCCAUUUUGAUGUGCAGGCACCUCAAGACACAUUUUGAGACGCCCGGAGCUCCCCAGUUUGAGUCGCUGAACAUGCUGGCGUUGGGGAUGAACAGGAAGAAAGCUUCUCAGCUUUUCUACCAGACUUGCGGUACCCUCUCUCUCUCUCUCUCUCUAUCUCCCGGAGUUUUUACUAGCUUUCGUCCUUAUCUGUUAUGGAAGAAAAUGCCUGACUCUGCCUGGCCAAAAUCUUCUUCUGGGUCUAAACUCUCUCUCUCUAGGAACAAGUGGGAAAAAACGGGCCGCGUCUGGCCCGAGAGGCAGUGGUGCCAAAGGGCCGGGCUCGGAGAGUAGGCGAUGGGCCCAUUUGUGUGGUCCAUGUCACUCUGUGGGCCACCACCGGCCGCAUCCUCUAACGGUAUCCUCUCCUCUCCUCUCCACAGUUCUUGCUACCUGCGACUUCGUGAAGGUCGAGCAGGAGGUUCCUUACGGCGACAUCGCCAUCUCGAGGGGCGCCAAGAUGUGA
Molecule: messenger RNA, 5142 nt
Organism: Spirodela intermedia
Lineage: Eukaryota; Viridiplantae; Streptophyta; Magnoliopsida; Alismatales; Araceae
Source: the annotation of a GenBank genome assembly